This is a messenger RNA of Gadus chalcogrammus (walleye pollock), 4154 nucleotides long. RefSeq names its product cyclin F (gene ccnf). Gene Ontology annotation, biological process: mitotic cell cycle phase transition; regulation of cyclin-dependent protein serine/threonine kinase activity. Gene Ontology annotation, cellular component: cyclin-dependent protein kinase holoenzyme complex; cytoplasm; nucleus. The transcript is spliced from 17 exons. The record is from RefSeq and is a predicted model, not a curated record. Bases 243 to 2699 code for a protein of 818 amino acids. NCBI's taxonomy places the organism in Eukaryota, Metazoa, Chordata, Actinopteri, Gadiformes, Gadidae. Gene Ontology annotation, molecular function: protein binding; cyclin-dependent protein serine/threonine kinase regulator activity.
GGGUCCUUGAAGCGUGUCUACAUUUGAACUGCUGCCUACAGUCUUACUACUUUACAGGCAGACUCUACACACUAAAACCACAAGUAAUCCUAAAGCUGAGUUAAAAAUACGGAUGUCAUAACAUUCGGUGGAUCCAAACACUGUAGUUGAAAUUAAUAUCGGCGUAAUUUGAAUCAUUCUAAGCGGGAUCGAGAAGGACCAGAGACGACCACGAUCCCAGAUCAGAGAUCCCUCCAAGUGAAAUGAAAGCGGGCGUCGUCCACUGUCGUUGCUCCAAAUGCUUCUCCAUCCCGACCGCGAGGAAGAGGGUCCGCAGGCGAGCUGAGGCCCAGACGCUGCUGUCCCUCCCAGAGGAGGUGCUGCUCUGCGUCCUCCAGUGCCUCUCCGCCGAGGACCUGCUGGCUGUCCGGGCAGUCCACUCCCAGCUGAAGGACAUCGUCGACAACCACUCCAGCGUUUGGGCCCGGGUCAGCUUCCGGGACACCUGGCCGGACCCCAAAAGUGUCUGGCUGUUUGAAAGAGCCGCGGAGAAGGGGAACUUUGAAGCCGCGGUGAAGCUGGGGAUCGCCUAUUUGUACAACGAAGGACCGCUGAAGUGCGACGAGGGGCAGGCGGAUGUGUGCGGCCGCAAGGCGUCCCACUACUUCAGCCUGGCGGAGGCGCUGCACCCUGCCGCCACGGACCCCUUCACCUGGGUGUUCAUCCGCCCGCCCUGGUCCCUGGUGGGCAGCUGCUGCAAGGCCGUGGUCUUCCACCGCCUCAAGGCCCAGUGCGAAGCGAGUCAGGAGAAGAAGGGGCCACUGCUGCACUCCCUGGCCAGAGUCCUGCUGUGCUUUGACGACGAGGAGAUGCACACGGGGGCGUUGGCCAUGCUGAAGGAGUCCGCCCAGGCCGGCUGCCUCCAGAGCUCCUACCUCCUGUGGGAUCAGAACUACAAGGCGUCGAUGUCAGACCCGGGCCGGUUCCUGCAGUCUGUUCGAACGCUCCGUGACUACGCUGCCAAAGGCUGCUGGGAGGCACAGCUGUCCCUGGCCAAGGUGUGUCUGAACGGGAACCCCCUGGGCCUGGAGGGCAAGGCCUGCGUGGAGCAGGUGGCCCAGUUCUUCAGCUCCUCCCCGCACACGCCCCGGCCCCGCGCCGCCGAGACGCUGAGGAGGGGCAUCAAGGACACCAUGAGGUACAUCCUGGUGGACUGGCUGGUGGAGGUGACCACCAUGAAGAGCCUGUCCAGCCUGACGCUGCAGGUGACGGUGGGCUGCGUGGACCGCUACCUGGCCCGGCGCUCAGUCCCCAAGGCCCGGCUCCAGCUGCUGGGCAUCGCCUGCAUGGUGGUCUGCACCCGGUACACGAGUCGGGACAUCCUGACCAUCCGCGAGGCCGUCUGGCUCACGGACAACACCUACAAGUAUGAGGACCUGGUGCGCAUGAUGGGCGAGGUCAUGGCCGUGCUGGAGGGAAAGAUCAGGACGCCCAUGCUGCUGGACUACGGCAAGGUGCUGCUGUACCUGCUGCACCUGGAGUGGCGCACCGUGCACCUCUUCAAGUACGUCUGCGAGCUGUCGCUGCUGCACUCGGCCUUCGCCACGGCGCCGCCCGCCAAGCUGGCCUGUGCCGUGCUGCUGCUGUCCCGGGCGCUGCAUCACUACGCUCCCGUUUGGCCCAGACAGAUGGUCGAAUACACGAGCUUCUCCAAACAAGACCUCACCACAUACGCUCUGCAACUCUACGUCAAAUGUUUCAGUCCCGACGUUCCCAAGGACUACCGCCACGUCUCCCUGACCGCCGUCAAGCAGCGCUUCGACGACGAGGCGUACCAACAGAUCAGCCUGGAGAAGGUGGUGGACUUCCGGGAGCUGUGUCAGAUCCUGGAGGUGCCGGAGGUGGAGCCCCCCAUGGACCCCCCCAGCCCCACCGGCUCCCCGGCCGACAUCCACACCUUCCUCUGCUCGCCCUCCAGCAACAACAAAAGGAGAAAGGAUGACGACCUGCAGGCGGACCGGGGCACGCCCACUGCCGAGCUGUCCCCCCAGGAGGAGACCUUGCUGGGGGAGAUGCUGGACUGGAGCCUGGACGCGUCCGGCUCCGGCUACGAGGGGGACCUGGAGGAGAGCGAGCUGGAGAGGGACGGAGAGGCAUCCGUCAACGCCAUCAACUUGCACGAGUGGUUUGACGCCGCCGACGGUCCGGACCCCGAUCUAGACCGCCGGAUGGACCUGGACCUGGACCACUCCCGGGACCAGGGUCCGGACCGCUGCCGGGACCACUGCCGCUCCCUGUCCAGCGCCGAGAACAGCUUCUGUGAAGCGGAGCGAGGCGGCGGGGAGGCGUCGGAGUGCGGCGGUAGCAGCGGCGGCGGCGGCGGUAGCGGCCCGGCCCGGACCCGCAGCCGUUCCCGCGCCCCGCUGCCCUUCUCCCCCCUGGAGCUCCAGAGCUCGGGCUACGCCUCCAUCCACUGCUCCAGCUCUUCCCCCACCUGCUCCUACUCCGCCCUCGUCCCCUGCGCCGUCAAAGACUUGCCCGCCGCCGCCGGCGGCCACGGCGGCGCCCACGCCUCCCCGGGCUUCCGUCUCCUGGUGCCCAUGCAGCGGCCGGCGGUCUUCUCCUGCAAGCAGGUGAAGAGGAAGAACGCGGCGGCGCACAGCGGGGGGGAGAUGGAGGUGGAGGAGGCGGAGAGGGAGGCGGGCUUUCUGAGCCUGUGAACGAUCGGCGUAUGGCCGCCCCCUCUGGGUUCUCUCCUCGGGGUCGAUAUGCCGCUGCUCCAGCACUUUCCUGUCCGUCGUGGCUAUUUUACUGACGCGCGUCUGCGUGCACUACUCCCUGCCACCGCCAGGAGUUGUAUUUAAAAAAAAAUAAAAAAUUAGCUUUAAGACGGAGAGAGAGAAUAAAGAUUUUUUAAAAAAAGAGGAAGUGUAUUUAAGUAAAACAAAAAGAAAACGUUUGAUUUCAGGUCCCAUCUUUCACGUCGGGUGUUUUUACUGGUUGGUCGUGUCAGACCUCCUGUUCACCUGGACCACUGUCUCCCAGUCCAACCCCCCCCCCUCUAUACUCUGCUGGGAGCCUCCCGGAACAGGACUCUGCUCAGGGGGCCGAGAGGGCCACAGACUAACGCAACACUCUAGCUCGGAUAGUUUCAGGCGCAUAAAAGGUUUUCGGUUUUUAUUUCAUGGAUCAACUGUGAGAACAUGUCAUGUAUAUUUUUAUAUGUAUAUAUAUAUUUAUAUAUAUAUAGAUAUAGAUACAUGUAUUUUUAAAAAAAAAAGGAAGAAAAAAAAACUAACGCACUGUCGGUAUAAAAGAAUAACCACUUGUGAUAUUUUGGGAGAUGUUAUUAGCAAUUUAUUAUUUUUGAAUUUAAAAAUGAAAUGUAUUUUAGCAUUUUCAAUUGUUGUGUACGUGUGGGACGUUGCUAUGUGAUCUACUGCCUGCUUCGUCUGCCUCCAAAUCUACCUGUAGAGAAGACUGUGAACGUGGUUCUAAUGUCUGGGCCGGGCGCUCAGAGCACCUGGAGCUGGAGGUGAAGCGUUGAGGCAGCGUGGCGGAGAACCGCGUCCUCCACACAAAAAAAAAACGUGCGAGUCUUGUUGCACGGCUGAAAGCAGACAAAAAACGCUGUCUGCUAGAUGUGAACGCGGCCAUGGGUAGACUUGCGAAACGACUCCGCUGUUGUGUUUCUCUGACGCGCCUUAACGACCCGCCCGAUCACGCAGCAUUCCACGGCCGCGCUGGGCAGGUGGAACCCAAAAAGUGUUGGUUCUGCGAUCGGGAUUCUCAGUAUUUUUCCAUAACUUGCAAAGUCCCGGAGAAACGCGUACAGACUGCUGUUGAAACAAUCAAAUAUGAAUUAAGGGAAUUAUGUGGAUGUGUUUUACUUGUUCGGAGAAAUGGUAGAUGUCUAAGCCUUACUUGAUGUGGUUAUUUGAGUACUGUACUCACUUGAAACUGUUCUUUGCAAAUGGUGAUGUGACUUUUGUGUAAAAAAGAAGGUUCCUUUAGAAGGUUAGUCUCCUGUGAUAAAUGUUCAUAUGUAUAGUGGAGACUGAAGCUUGUUUUUUUUUGCUGUAUUCCAAAAUCUAUAAAGUUUAAUGUUCACACUUUGUUUUUGUACAUUGCUGUCUAGUCUUGAUGUGAAUACCUAAUUAUAUUACUUUUCAAUA